This is a messenger RNA of Aspergillus japonicus CBS 114.51, 4485 nucleotides long. RefSeq lists its product as uncharacterized. The coding region runs from base 1 to 4485 and encodes 1494 amino acids. The record is from RefSeq and is a predicted model, not a curated record. Gene Ontology annotation, molecular function: transcription coregulator activity. Gene Ontology annotation, biological process: regulation of transcription by RNA polymerase II. The transcript has 4 exons. Gene Ontology annotation, cellular component: mediator complex. NCBI's taxonomy places the organism in Eukaryota, Fungi, Ascomycota, Eurotiomycetes, Eurotiales, Aspergillaceae.
AUGAAUGGUGGUAACAACAAUUCGAUAAUCUUGUCUCAGGUCGCGCAAGCUCUGCAGGCCCAGGGUCAGUAUUCAGGAUGGCGAGCGGAAGUACCGAUCAGUGAUCGGGCAAUGAAGGUCUAUCAAAUGAUUACAUCACUCCGUCUCAUAACACCCCGCAUUGACACGCAAAGUGCCGCCCAUGCGGCAUUGGCUUUCGAACAGAAAGCCUUCAAAGACGCAAGAGAAAAGACUGAAUACGAGAGGAACUGCAACGAGAAGCUCGUUCAUAUUCGCGACACCCGCGCACGACAAGCUGCUGUGAUGCAGAACGGAAUGAUGCCCCAGGGCCCAACGGCGGGGAUGACUGGUGUUGGUCAGGCAGGAUUUCCUGCACAAAUGAACCACCCCAUGCAGGCGUCUCCGAUGCCAGGGCAACAACAUAUGUCAAUGGGUCUUGGUGACCUGGGCCAGCAAAAUGGAAUGCAACAUCGUCCACAAUCCCAACAGCCGCAACAGCAACAGCAGCCGCAACAGCCGCAACAGCAACAGCAGAACAUCAUGCAACAAAGAGCUCAGCAAAGGCCCGGCAUUGGAUUUCCAUACAACGACGAACUCCAAACUCUUUCCGCUCAGGAAUAUGAGCAAGUCUGUCGAGUUGCAAGCCAAAUCAUCUCAAAAACUCCCCAAGAAGACUUGGAGAAGAUCAAGUUGAAUCUGCAGAAUAUGUCGCCAGAGCAGCGCCAAUACCUAUCCAAGAAGAACAUGGAUCCGUUGACUUACUUCUUCCGCUCGCAGGCUCUGACCCAGCUUCGACGGUUCAAGCGGAACCGAAUGGAAAUGGCUCGUGCUCAGGGUAAUGGUGUCGACCCUAAUGGGGCUGCAAUGCUGGCAGAAACGAUGAACCCACAGCAGCGACAAAUGUUAACAAAUAUGCUGAACCUACAGCGUGACUCCGCAUACCCCAUGGGAAACCAACAGAACCCGGAGCCAUCGUUCAUCGGUAGUGUCGACAACAUUCAAGGGCAACAGGCGGAUGGGUUGCGGUCUCAGGAAGCGGGCCAGCUUGUGGUGCCAGCUAGCUCCUUGCCCAUUAAUCAGACGGCAUCGAAUAUGUUCCAGAUGGGCCCUCAGCUCAACCAAAACGCACAAUCCGGUAUCAGCCCUCAAUUCCUUGCGCAGCAUCCACAGGGCGCACAGAAUGUUUCGCAAGGUAGAUCUCAACAGACACCGCAACUACAAACCGAGACCCAAGCCCAACAGGCAGCACGCGUUCAGGCAGCACAAAGAGCGCAGAUCGCAAUGACUCAAAAUGGACAAGCCGGGUCCCAGAUGCAACACCAAAUGACACAACAAAGUCCCGCAAUGUCCAUGCUGAACCGCCCUAUGGCCCCAGGUCAAAUGUCUCCGGCGCAGGUUGCUGCACAGGUUCGGCCUCCGUCUCGCGCUCCUGGUAUGGGGCAGCAGCAGGCUAAUGUCCAGUCCAUGGGCGGACAGCCAUCAAUGCAACGGCCUCAAAUACCACCCGGGCUGCCUCCACAACUUCAAGAGCAACUGAACCAAAUGAGCAAUGAACAGCUGAAUCUCUUCUUCCAGCAGCGCCGGCUGGCGAACAACCAGGCUCUGUUACGGGCAAAUCAACAACAGUCCAUCCCGAUCCAGCAAAACUUCCCACAGCAAGGCCAAGGCCAGCAGAUGUUGCCCGGCCAGAUUGGCAACGGCCAGAACAUGCGAGCACCUCUCAAUUUGCAACAGCACAUUGCCAAUAUGAACAGCCAGAUGCUGCCUGGACAACAGAUGUCGGUUCAGCAGCGACAACAACAGCAACAGCAACAGCGCCAACAUGACAUGUACAAGUUGCAGCUUCUUCGCCAACAUGGCAGAGGCAUCGAAAUGUCCCCUGACCAAGUCAAGGAAAUGGACCUCUUGCAUUUCCCCCCAGCAAUUCUAAACAACAACCCGAACAUUUCGUCGCCUGUUCCGAAGCAUAUAAAGACAUGGGGUCAACUGAAACAAUUGGCAGCUUCGAACCCACAACUACUCGGGGGCGUAGACAUACAAAAAUUAAUGGCUUUGCAGAAACUGCAUCUUGCCCAGAUUCUUGCUCAAUCGAAAGAAGGCGGCCGUGGCGCGGAACAGAACGGUCAGGGCCCUUGGAUGCCAACACAAUUCCAGGGACAAUCGCAGCCCUUCAUGAAUAAUCAAUUCCCAUCCGGUCAGCAGCAACCUUCCAUCAAUAUGCCUGCCAUACGCCCGAUCACUUCACAAGAUAUCCAGCUGGCCAGGCAGCGCCUUGGUCCACAGGUCCAGAGCCUGAGUGACGAACAACUCCGUGAUUUGCUUCACCGGAACAGACAGAAGCAGAUACAGGCAGCGCAAGCUCGCGCCUUGGCUGCUCAACAGGGUCAACAGGGUCAACAGGGUCAACAGGGCCAACAGGGCCAACAGUCUCAGAUAACUUCGCAGCCUCCUGUCAAUGUUCCUCCAACAGUUCCUCAAGCCAAGCUAGAGUCCCAAGCUCCGCAGUCUACAUCGCAGCAGGGCCCGCAGAAUGCGACGGCAAAGGCUCAGGCUACAACUGCUGGAAAAGGCAACAAAGCUUCUGCCACCAAGCAGGCACCCAAGAGGAAGCUUCCAAAUGAGGAGCCCACGGAAGUUCAAACUACGCCCAUACAAAAGCCGACUCAACCUGCCACUUCACAAGGAGGACCCGUCCCCGUUCCCAACAGGCCCAACAUGUUUUUCACCCGCGAACAGCUGGCGGCUAUGACACCCCAGCAACGUGCUCAGCUGGAGCUACAUUUGCGGAGGCAACAGGCACAAGGCCGUGGAUCCAUCAGUAGGACUUCCGCUGAAGAUGCAUGGAACAAUCUACCAGAAAGGAUUGUAAUGAUGUACGAGGAAAUCGCUAAGACUGCGCCGCCUGUUGAGCCUGUUGCAAUUACACCGGAGCAGAAGGCAAGCAUGUCUCAGCAGCUGCGUGACUCGACAGACUAUUUGGGUAGGAUGGAUGCGCUUGUUCAAUUUAUAGCAAAAAUACCCGGCCAGGAGCGGAAUGUCCGCAGUUUACUUGCGAUGCGGAUACAAUUGAUGAGACAAUUCAAACCCGGGGCUGAUUGGGCACUCGCUGACCAGUACACGAUCACGCCCGAGUAUCUCGCAGGAACCACUAACUAUAUCAAAAAGUUGUUCCAUCAUAUGAUCGCCCGAGUAAACCAGCAGCAAAGCCAGUUACCGGGUCAGCGACCCAGUGCCCCACAAGGUGGAUCUGUGGCACCGGCCAGCCUCCCGAACAACAUGCCCGCUCUGAACGCGACGAACCUGCACCAGUUACAGCAACAGGAAGAGGCUCUUCAGCGUGCUCGUCGAGCUUCCAGCCAGACCGCAUCAGGACCUUCCGGAAUUCCACAGGCACCAUUCGGCGCACCCUCGCCUCAAGGUGUUCCCCACGCUUAUGGACCCGGUAGUAUACCUCCCGAGCAGUUGAAGCUGCCCCCUCCGAAGAAGCGAAAGCAGUCUCAUGCCGGUGCUACCCCCGUGCUUGGAACUUCAGUGCCCAAGGCUCAAGCAAACAAGCAAACAGGCGCAGAGGUGAAGCUGGCUGGUGCAGCUUUGAGCGGCGCUUUCAAGUGCAGUGUUGCUGAAUGUCAGAACCAUUAUCAUGGCUUUGCCACUCAAAGCGCGCUAGACAGUCACGUCGAAGAAUGCCACAAGAUCGAAGAGCCAAUUGAGAAUCCGCUGGAGUUUGCCCUGGAGAGUUUCCGUACCAACCUUGUCAAAGAGGAAGAGCAAGGACGAUUAGAAAGCAGUAAGGACACCUCACAGGCCCUCGGCAAGCUUGGUCCAGCAUCAUCUCCAACGAAACACGAUACCAAGCUUGGAGGUACGCCAGUUCCUGGGGGCGCGACUCCCAUGGGCCGUGCUCCCAGUCAACUGGGACCCAAGCCUAGUUCCCCGGCCUCGAAUUUGCAACUAACUCCCCGUACUUCUUCAGCCAAAGCGCCUACGUCAUCUCCUCUCAAGCCAACGACCAGCAAGGGCGAUAAGAAAGAAGCGACCAAGCCCCUGGAACACGCACCCCCGGCAAUGGACGUGAUGACAGCCGACCCAUGGGCAAACAGUACCAUUUCCCUCGAAACGAUUCAGGACACGUUCUUGGAUCUCGGGGACGAUGCGGGCCUGGGCUUUGGGGCGAUGGACGAGUUUCUCAAUCCUGAGAUGUUUACCAAUUCCCAAUCCGAGGACACUCCGGACUCAAUCGAGACCGGUCUUAUCACCCAGACCCCUAAAGAUAACGAGCUACCAAAGAGUGCCGAGGUCAACGGCAAGACCGGAGAAAUCGCGGACGAGAAUUGGAUUCCUGUGGAUUGGAUCAACCUCCCGGGCCGAUUCGAAGACGGUCUUCUGAUGAACGACUCAUGGGACGACAUUGAUUGGGAGAUGAUUGACCGUAAAGACACGGGCAUGAAUGUUGAUGACGGUGGAAUCGCCAUCAUUGCCAUGUGA